AUAUAUAAACGCCCUCCGCCCUCUGCAUUCGUUCUCUCCUCUCUCUCUCUCUCUCUCUCUCUAGUAUCGACAAUGGCGGCAGCGAAUGGAGUCGUCUCGCCGGGUGGAUCGCCAGGGAUGAUCGUCAGCUUCGGCGAGAUGCUGAUCGACUUCGUGCCGACGGUGUCGGGGGUGUCACUAGCGGAGGCGCCAGGCUUCGUCAAGGCCCCUGGGGGGGCGCCGGCCAACGUGGCCAUCGCCGUCGCCAGGCUCGGAGGCCGGGCGGCGUUCGUCGGCAAGCUCGGCGACGACGAGUUCGGGAAAAUGCUAGCCGGGAUCUUGAAGGAGAACGGCGUGAGCGGCGACGGAAUCCUCUUCGACAAGGGCGCGCGUACGGCGCUGGCCUUCGUCACGCUCCUCGCCCACGGCGACCGUGAGUUCAUGUUCUACCGGAACCCUAGCGCUGACAUGCUUCUGACGCCGGAAGAGCUCAACCUCGAUCAAAUCCGAUCCGCUAAAAUAUUUCACUAUGGGUCAAUAAGCUUGAUCGUGGAGCCAUGCAGAUCGGCCCAUUUGAAGGCAAUGCAGGUGGCAAAGGAAGCCGGCGCCUUGCUCUCCUACGACCCCAAUCUCCGGCUGCCGUUGUGGCCGUCGCCUGAGGAGGCACGUAAGCGAAUCCUCAGCAUUUGGGACCAGGCGGAGGUGAUCAAGGUUAGCGACGUCGAGCUCGAGUUCCUCACAGGGUCUGACAAGAUCGACGACGAAUCAGCCAUGUCCCUCUGGCACCCCAAUCUAAAGCUCCUCCUCGUCACGCUCGGCGAAAAGGGUUGUAGAUAUUACACUAAGAACUUCCGGGGAGCUGUGGACGCAUUCCAUGUCGAAGCAGUGGACACAACCGGCGCCGGCGACUCCUUCGUCGGAGCUCUGCUGUGCAAAAUUGUCGACGAUCGAUCUAUCCUUGAGAAUGAAGGAAAGUUGAGGGAAGUGCUUAAAUUUGCAAAUGCGUGUGGAGCCAUCACAACCACCAAGAAAGGAGCUAUCCCCGCCCUUCCCACCGAGUCCAAAGCUUUGGCUCUGAUUGCCGGGAAGUGAGUAGUCGUCGGCAUCACUGGCCGGCGCUCUCUGUUUAUUUUCUUCUUCUUUUAUGUAUUUCUGUUGUUUGUAUUCUUGCUUGGUUGUGGUAGUUGCUUGCUGUUGAAACAAAGUAGGUCAGCUACAUGUGUCUUUGAAAUUUUGAUUUGGUCGUCCAUCCAUCUGCAUUGAACGAUAAAGACUUCUUAGUGCUUUGUGUCUUCUAAUAAACAAGGGUUCUUUUUGCAUUUCAA
This is a messenger RNA of Diospyros lotus (date-plum), 1304 nucleotides long. Its product is annotated as probable fructokinase-4. The transcript is spliced from 4 exons. Gene Ontology annotation, molecular function: fructokinase activity. The record is from RefSeq and is a predicted model, not a curated record. Gene Ontology annotation, biological process: fructose metabolic process. Gene Ontology annotation, cellular component: cytosol. The coding region runs from base 73 to 1071 and encodes 332 amino acids. NCBI's taxonomy places the organism in Eukaryota, Viridiplantae, Streptophyta, Magnoliopsida, Ericales, Ebenaceae.